Messenger RNA from Formica exsecta, 11526 nucleotides. Its product is annotated as protein lava lamp-like. The record is from RefSeq and is a predicted model, not a curated record. Lineage: Eukaryota; Metazoa; Arthropoda; Insecta; Hymenoptera; Formicidae.
AUGGUAGAUAUAUUUUACAAGGUUUACAAGGUUUUGGUGUUGAUAAGGAUUAUAUAUAAGUAUAUUUCUUAUUUUUGUGUUAAAAAGGAAUAUGCACGAAGAUUAUCAAAGAUCAAAUCCAGAGCCAAACUGUCACGUCAUAAUAAAGAAGGAGCUUCAUCAUCUAAAGACACAGUGCAUUCACAUAAGACUGAAUCUGCAGUGAAGGAUACAACAGAUGAUACAAUCGAUGAUAUAAGUCAAGCAAAAACCCCAAAGGCAAAAUCUUCUUUACUUCAACGAAAAUUGGCGGAAAAUAGAAAAGUGUUCGAGCAACGUAAUAAGGAACUAACGGAAACAAAACGAGUAAUGGAAGAGAAAGUGGAAGCUAUUAGGCAACAAUUGGACGAAACAGAUUUAGCAGCAGCGGAAAUACACAAGGAUCAAUUGGCUGUUACACCAAUUAGACCUUUUAUGAUCACUUCAGAUGUGAUGACAUCAGUUCAAAUUCAGGACAUUCAAGAAAAAGAGAAAAAGAUUAUGGAUUUGAAUAGCAAAAUUGUUGAAUUGGAAGCUACCAUUCUGGACCUUCAAGAAAAUUUAAAGGAGAAGGAUUCUGUGAUUGAUUCCAAAACGAAGGCGGUGACUCUCAUGUCUGCGGAUCUUUCUAGGAAGGGUAAAACGACAUUGGACACUCUCGAAGAUACAAAAGACGAAAUGCGAACAAUGCAGGAAAAUUUUAUCCUGAUAGAAACUUCUUUGAAAGAUAAGAAUAACAGUCUGCUGAAACAAUUGCAAGAAAGAGAUAAUAAAAUAUCGGACAUGGAACAUACAAUCAAUAGAUUUGAAGAGCAACUUAAAGAACAGAAAAUAGCUGAAUCAGUAAGUGCGGAUUUCUCGCGUUCCACUAUGGACACUUUAGCAGAAACUAAAGACGCGAUGAAGUCGAUGCAGGAAAAUUUCGUUCUCAUUGAAUCCUCAUUGAAGUUGAAGAACGAUAAUCUUCUUCAGCAAUUGGGGGAGUAUGAAGUGAAAUUGGUGAAAGCCAAAGAAAGAAUUUUUCAAUUAGAAUCGGACGCCGGUAUAGUGACAACACCGGCAGUCGAGGAUCUACAAUUUAGAAUAGAGAAAUUAGUGCAGAAUAAUCGACAGCUUCUCGAUGAAAAGUACGAAUUGCAAAAAAAUGUGGCCGAGUUGCAGGAUAAGAUUAUUGCUAAGAAAUCAGUUCAAAGUAAUGGCGCAAUUAUCGAAAAAGAUAAUAGAAUAGCAGAGCUUGAAAAUUUAAUAGAAGAACUUAAACAAUCGAACGAAUUGCUGAAAGAAGAAUCGAAGACAGAGUUGCAGAAACAAAUGACUGAAUUGUCAUCUAAAAACGAAGAAUAUUCCAACAAGAUUAUCGACCUCGAGAAGCAAGUGCAUGAAUUCGAAGCGGAGAACAACAUGAUGGCAAAAUUGUCAGUCGAACGAACGAUACCUAAGGAAGAUGAUAUAGUGAUAAAAUUGACAAAAGAAUUGGAGGAUUUAAAUAAAGGCAUGAUUAAAUUAAAGGCCCAACACAGAAGUAAAGUGAAAAAUCUGCAGAAACAACUGGAGGACUUCAAAAUGGUAUCCGAUACAAAUGCGGAACUUGUUAGAUUGGGCAAUCAAGUGGCAUUAUUGGAGGAAGAGAAAGGUAACCUUCAGCUGAGUCUGGUAGACUUUGACGAGCUUAAAGCCUCGGCAGGAGAUUGGCAAGAACGUGUUGCUGACCUGGAAAGUAAGGUUUCAUCUCAGACAAAAGAAAUACAGAUGCAUAUCGAUGCAAUUGCCACCUUAGAAAAUCAAAAGUUAGAUCUAAUGCAAGAACUUCACACGGUGAAGCAGGAAACUUCGGCGUUAGAAGCUGAGAAUGCAGAGUCCGAGAAUCUUAGAGUGACUGCAGAGAUGAAAGUUGUUGAGCUAGAGGAACAAUUGGAAGCUGUACACAAAGAACAUAGCGAAAAUAAAUUCGAGUCUUUAUCCGAGUCUGAAUAUCAUGAGCUUUUGAAAAAGCUUGAUGCUCUGAUACAGGAAAAUUCAGAAUUAUAUAGUAAAUUAAACAAAAUGGAGGAAAAAGGCGCUUCGGAUACCGGCUCGACAGAAUCCUUUGAAGCCAUUCAAGUAAACAAUAAAAACGAUCUUUUGAAGAAGAUUGAAGAUUUGGAACAGAAGAAUAAUGAGUUGACACUCAAGUUAACGAAGUUGGAGGAGAAAGAUGGCUCGCAUGCUGGCUCGACGGAGUCCUUCGAAACUAUAAACGAUACAGAUCGCAGUGAACUGUUGAAGAAAAUUGAACAGUUGAUCCAGGAAAAUAAUGAUUUAACUAUGAAGUUGAGUAGAAUUGAAGAGAAGGGAUCGUCCGAUACGGGUUCUACAGAAUCUUUUGAGCGUAUUCCAGAGCAUAACGAUAGCAUGACAAAGAUUGAAUUACUUACUCAGGAGAAUAAUGAGCUCGUUAUUAAACUUACGAAACUGGAAGAACAGUUAAGUCAAAUAGAGUGUAGCGUUCAAUUAAAUGUCCCUAAGAUUGAUAAUAGUUUAGAGACACUUAAAGAUGAUAGCAGCUUGAGAUUGCAAAUUGAGACGCUUACACAGGAACAUGACAAUUUAAUGAUAGAGAUUGUUAAGCUCAAGACGCAAGUAGAAGAUCUGACGGAAGAAAAUAACAGAUUGCAGGAUCGUAUAGAAACAUUGACAGCGGAGAAUACUGAAUUAGUUAUAAAUCGCACAAAAUUAGAGGAACAUCUUGAAGCGCAACUGUCUUCUCAAAUGUCAGUUCAGAUAAUAGAAUAUACUGAUCAAAUUAAAAUUUUAAUGGACAGACAACAGGUUCUUGAAAAGGAGCUGACACAAUUGCGAGAAGCUUCGGUAGAGCAGUCAGUUAACAUAACAUCAUGCGAGACUGAUGACGCAAAGUCUAAAAUUGUGACAUUGGAGAAAGAAAAUGCGCAGAUGAUAAUGACCAUUGCAAAGCUCGAAGAACAUGUCAACAAUCAGAAAGAAGAAUUGAGCAAAAUUACUAGAGAGAAAGAAGAGUUGAAUCUAAAGCUGGAACAUAUGGCCUAUGAUGAUUUCUCUAGAGAAAGAUUGGAGCUCAUUGAUAAAUUGGAGAAAUUGAAUCAGGAGAAGGAGAGUGUAGUUCAUGAGAGACAGGAGCUGCAUGAGCAAAUUAAUACUCUCUUACAGAAAUCAUCUAAUGAAAUGUCAGAGAUGCGAAAGACAGAAGAAGCUGCUGGUCAGGAGUCUCAAACUGUGAUUGUAGCAUCUCUGGAGAAAGAACUUGAGAAUAGUAAAGUAUUAAUUACGGAAUAUAAAAAUCAGGUAGAAGAGAUGAAUAUGAAACUGCAGAGCAUGGAGGCAGAAUUGCAGAAAAAAGUCAAACAAUUACUAGAGUAUGAGACAUCGAAUGAAAAAGUGGAGAGUUUGCAAUGCGAAUUGAAGGACAUGUUUGUUACCGCAGAGGAAUGGAAAUUCAAAUAUGAUGAUAUGCAAGUAAAGAUGCAAGCCUUGGAGCAAGGGAAAAUUUCCAUAGAGGAAGCCUUUAAGACAUUAGAAAAUAAUCACAAAGAAUUGUUAGAAGUAAUAAGGGAGAAAGAUGCAGCAACUUCUACUCUACAAGAACAAUUUCAAGGCACUAUAAACUCGCUCGAAACAAGAUUACAAGAUGAAAUAGCAAAUGUAACUGCAAAAGAACAUGAAAUCACGGCCUUGAAAGCAGAAAUUGAAAAGAAAGACCAAGAAUUGCAAACCAAAUAUGCGCAGUUGCAAAAUGGAAUGAUUACUAUAGACAGUUUGCAAGAAGAGUUGUACAAUUAUUCGCUUAAGCUUAAGGAAAAUGAGGCUACUCUAUCAUCAUCAUUAGGAGAGAUUGCGAGACUCAAUGAUGUAAUAAGGAAGAAAGAAGAGGAUAUUCAUAUCCUGAAAAACAAUAUUAGCAAAAUUACUGAAGCAUUAGAAUUGUCUAAGUCUUCAGAAGAAUUUAAUGAAAUAUUAGAAAGUUUGCAAAAUAAAGAAACAAGCUAUAUCGAAUUACAAGAUAAGCACAAAGAAGUCUUAAGAGAAAACAAUGAGUUAUUGCAAAAGAUUGAAGAUACAUCAAAGGAUUAUGAGAAUAUUAAAAACGAAUUAAUUAAGAAGGAACAGGAAAUCAACAGUUUGCUCGUGGAUAAAAAGGAAUUGGACGCACAAAUCGAAGAAAUCAAGAACAACAAGAUUGAAACUGAAAAACGACUUUGGGAAUUACAAAAGAUUUUGGAGAAUCAAACUACAUAUGCUGAAAAUAUGCAAUCGGAGUUGACAAAUGAAUAUAAGCAGAUGGAACGGCUUAAAAUCAAUCAUACGGAGGAAAUGGCGAUGCUAAGUACAAGAUUAGAAAAUGUUAUUGAAGAACUAGUCGAGAAAAUACAGGAAAAUGAUGCUAUGAAAGCUAAGUUAGAAGAAAAGCAAGAGUUACUUGAUAAAAGUGUCACGGAAGAAAUGAAAACUGUCUUGGAGAACAAAGUCGCGGAUUUGGAACAAAAGCUUUCAGAAUCGGAGAAUAAGCUUCAGAUGCAAUCUGAAAAAAUGAAAAAGAUUGUGGCGACUUUCAAUAAAAAGAAAAUAGCAUGCCAAGAACUUGAAGCACGCGUUGCCGAAUUGGAGGAGAAAUGGACAACGGAAAAGGACGAGAAAGAGGUUAAAAACAAACAGAUACAGGAGGUGGAGAUUGCCAUGCGGGAAAAGGAUAACAAGAUCGCCGACUUGGAAGACAAAUUGCUGCAGAUGAAGAGCGAUACUGCGGAGGCUCUCGCAAAUUCUGAAAAAUUCGCAAAAGAAUCGACCAGUUUGAAGGAAAAGAUGGCAGUGUUGAUGGAACACAACACGGAGAUGGGCGAGGAGAUUGAAAAGCAACGUACAGAGAUAGAACACAUCUCUCUUGAAAUGGCGGCAGAGAAAACAGCGAGAGAGAAUAUUACUACAGAAUAUGAACUCUAUAAACAAACUACGAGCAAGGAAGCUGAACAAAAACAGGCAAUUCUGGAUGAGAUAAAAGAAGAAGCGCGAGAAUUGAGCGUGCGUAUGCAAGUGAUGGAGACCGAAUACGUGAAUCAGCUUGCCACGAUAAAGAACUUGCAGGCGGAGAACGGUCUCUUGUCAUCCAAACAAACGCAUCGUGUGCUGAUCGAGCAGUUACAAAAAGAGAUUGCGGCGAUGACGGUAGCUGUGCAGGCUCCGGAACAAGAUGUAAGAGAGGAUGACGCAGAGAGGAUCGCGCAACAUUGCGACCAUUCCGAGCAGUGUCAAAAUUUGGUACAAGCGUUGGAGGCACGUUUACAGGAACGUCAAGCGGAGAUUGAAAAUCUAAAUAACGAGUUAGCUAAUUCAUAUGGCAAUAUCGUGUUACUCCAUGAUGAGUCUCAGAGGUAUAACGAUAUGAUGAUGCAAACUGCUCAGGAGCGUUUUAAUCAGUCACUUAUGGACCAAACGAAUAUGUUACAACAAGAAAUCGAAUCCUUAAGAACGGAAAAAUCCAUGAGCGAACGGAUAGUGUCGGAAUUGGAAUCUAAAUUGGAAGAAUAUAAACGUAAGAACGAGAAAUGCAAAAUUGAAACUCUGGAAACAGCUGAGACUUCUGUCACCGAGAGCCAGCAACAACAGAAGCAUGACGAUACUUUGUCAUUGUUCGAUCCUGCGAAGAUUCUUGAUACGACUAUUGCUUUGGAUGUUGAUAAGAAAGAAAUAGAACGAUUGCAAAGUUUAUUAAACGAGAAAGAGAAUCAAUGUUCUGAGUACGUGAAAGAAAUCGAUCUUUUACUUAAAAAUAUAGAGGAAGGAAAGCUGCAUAAUCAAGACUUACAGAAUCAAUUUGAGAAUUCGCAAAGCGAGUUGAAGAAGAUAGAACAUCUUCUUUCUGAAAAGAACGCAAAGCUGGAAUCAUUAAAUGCGGAAUUGGACAAAGUAACUUUUCAAUUGAAUGAAUCCAAAGUGUUGCAGGAACAGUAUCAUAUCACUGAAGCGGAAUUGGAAAGAUUACGGCAACUUAUGGUCGAGAAGAACUUGCAGGUAGAUUCAUUGAUUACAGAACUGAAUGCCGUAAAUCAACAAAUGACUAUGCAAUCACAGCAAUAUACGGAUUUAGAAACUAGUCUGCGAACAGAGGUCUCACUUAAAGACAUCGAAAUUGCUGCAUUAAAAACAGAAUUGGCUUCCACAAAAGAGACUGUGCAAACAUUAAUAAUGGAACAAGAUCAGCUAAACAACACCUUGGAAUCGUACAAAUUUCAGAUUGAUAAUUUGGUAGCAGUAGCGAAAAAUGCCAACGAUAAUGAUUCAACACAAGAGACAAGUCAGCGUAACUUACAGAUUGAACUGGAGAAUGCUUUACGAGAGAGAGAUCAGGCGCAAAUACUCAUCGCGAAUCUCACACGAGCCUUAGAUGAUUCACAACAGAGUCUUCAGAAAUUGAGAAUACAUAAAGACAGUUUAAAGGAGUUUACUCCUAUGGAGAAAACAAACGUUCAACAAGAACCAGCACAAAUUCUUACAGCUAUCGAAGAACCGAUUAGUCAACAAGAAUCCGUACAAUCUGCACAAUUUAAUGUCGAUGAGGAAUCUUGGGGUUGGAAUACGGAGGACGCUCAAUUGGUUAAUGAUCUAACAAUAAGUGCGACGCCAGUACAGACGAGCGUCGAAACGCAAUUAUGCCUGCAAAUAGAAGACUUGCAAGAUAGAAUAAAAAAUCUGGAAGAGCAGAAUGCUAAGAUUGCCGAAAACAGUAAAGUAGCACAGAUAAAGAGUGGUAAGUUGGUGAAAAAGUUGAAGGAGUAUAAAGUGCAAAUAGAGAGCUUGCAACAACAAUUGAAGAUGCAGAAGCAGGCUGGUAGCUUUUUCGAUCUGGAUACGGCAAUCGAAGAGGAGCUGAAAAUGCAGAUCGCCAGUUUAGAGAAAACUCUUAACGAAAUUAAAGAGGAAAAGAAAAAUAUUAUUGCUGAGAAAGAGGCUUUACUGAAACGAUUUGAUGUGGUAGUGUCGGCUAACGAAAGGUACAUGGAGAUGAAGGAGAGACAGGAUAUGGAAGUCGAGGUACUGCGUAUUUAGAAUAAGGAACUGAGUAAUAAAGUGCAACCCUUAGAGUGGCGAUUGCAGGAAAAUGCAAUUGACGUACAAGAUAUCACCUCUUUCUCACGACAAGAAGAUCAGAUUGAUCCGUCAGAUCAUGAAGCCGACUCUACUGCGCAUAAUCAGUCCCAGAAAAGAUCAGUGGAAUCUAUUGACAAUUUUGAAAUCAUGUCGAAAAAGUACAAGGAGGAAAUAGGUGAUUUGAAGGACGAAUUGGAAGCGCUCGCGGCAGAAAACGAACAGUUGCAGCACUUUUUAGAAGAACAAAAAGCGAUGAUGGCGAAUUUGGAACCGAAGAGUAUUGAUAAAUCUGGAGAACUCAUAGAGAAGUUAGAUACAUUGAAUAACCAAAAUGCAUUACUCCAAAGCGCUUUAAACAAGAGCAAGGAAGAAUACGACAUGCUCAGGAAGCAGUACGAGCAAAGUCUAAUAGACGCGAAUGAUCAAGUGGCAGCAAUGCGACAAAACAGCGAUCUUCUUAAAACUGAAUUUAUGGAGAAAAUAGAUAGAUUAGAGGCGGAAAUAAAUAAUUUACAGAAAGCUUUAGAAGAGAAGGAAGCCAAGAUCAACGCUUUAAUGAAUUCAGAGGAAAAACUUUCGACCGUCAAUACAUCUUUAACGGAAGUUACGGAAUUGCUUAACGUCAGAGUUCAAGAAGUUGCUGAUCUGAAGCAAGAGCUUCAAGUUCAAUAUGUAGAAAGACAACAAGCUGAAGCGAUGUUACAAUCGGAUAUACAAAAUUUAACAAGAGAACUAGACGAAAGGAAACAAGAAUUGGCAGCCUUGAAGGAAGCAUUUGCCAACAAAGAACACGAAUUAAUACAGCAAAGGAGUGUAGAAACAGUGAGUGCUAUUAUUAGUGAAGCUACUCAAGAAUUAGUCCAGAAGCAUGCGAUAGAGAUCGAAGAAAAAGAUAAGGAAUUGCGCAAUCUAAUGGAAAAGUUGAUUGCAAUGCAAACGACAGUCGAUGAAUACACUUUAAAGUUGCAAGAUAACAUGGCUAAGUUGGAGAUGCAACAACAACAAAUCGUAUAUUUAAAGGAGGAUCUAACAGAGCGAAAUUCAAUAAUUGGAGCUACUCAAGCUGAAGCAAAUUUGUUGAAUGAAAAAUUGCAAGAAAAACAACAAGAGUUGAUACAAUAUGAGGAAGAAAAAACCAAAUUUGUAACAAAAAUAGAAGGAUAUUUAGCGGACAUCCAACAUCUGCAGAGUCAAUUGAACGCCACAGAAGUAACCACAGUUAAUCUACAAGAGUACAAUUCGCAUAUUCAUAGCUUACAGCAAGAAAUUCAAGUUCUAAAAUCAGAGAAAGAAUCGAUCUUGCUGCAGUAUGAUCAGGAGACGAAGGCGUAUCAGACUCAUCUGGAAAACAAUAAACAGCAGAUUGAUAUUUUAAAGCAAGAUCUGCGAGAAAAGACCGAGCAAUUGCAUUAUGUGAGCACACAGUUAUGCGCCAAGGAGAAUGAUUUGGAAGGCAUCAAAGCAAUGAUGAAUGACAAAGAUUCUUUGCUGGAGAUCGUGAAUCAAGAAUUGAAUGACAAACGAGCCGAAUUGGAAAAAUUGCAGUCGCAGAAUUCUCAAAUGAUCGACGCUCUCCCUGCUUUUAGAAUGGGCAACGACGACGAUGCGGAAUUGCAAAGCACUGUAGACGAGUUAAAAGCGCAGAUGGAAGCUAAACAGCAAGAACUGGAACAUUUAAAGUACGUUUUGAGCGAGAAUACGUAUCCUACAAUCAUCCAGCAAAUGCAAGAUAGAAUUAAUUGUCUGUAUAACGAAAAAGCUACAUUGGAAGCUUCCUUGCGAGUAGCUAGGCAAACUUUGACGGAGAAACAGGAGCAAGUAAAUGUUUUAACGCAGCGCAUUAACGACCAGAACCAGGAUCAUAUUUCCAAGGAGGAAGCCAAUUCGCUUUCCAGAGACCGAAGAUCCGCGUACGAUCAAGAAGAAAUCGUUAGAUUGCAGAACGAGCUGCAUGCGAAGGAACAAGAAAUUAACGAACUGAGGUAUGUUAUAGCCGAGAAAGACUCGCAAUUGUGUCUGCAAGCUAGUAUGGAGCCGCAAUCGGAUGAAUUCGAAUUACGCGAAACUAUGCAGAGAUUGACGGGAGAGUUGUACGGCAAGGAGCAAGAAGUGCAAACGUUAAAGUCAACUAUCGUAGAGCUAGAAGAGAAAAUCUUGCAUCUUAAAGACUUUGAAAGGCUUUCUGAGGAGAGCAGAAAUGCCAUCGAGAGGCUAACUUCAGAAAAAGAGCAGAUUCGUAUCGAGGCUGAAGAAUUCCUGAGUAACGAGUUGCGAAAGAAAGAAUCCGAGAUUGAUGAAAUCAAGCAGAAACUAUCAGAAGAAAAUCAAAAGUUACUGGCAGAACUUCAAUUGAAGGACAGUAAUAUCGAGAAUCUUAAGAUGCAUUUGGAAGAAUUGCAGGUAAUUGUGAAUGAUCAGAGCAAUAAGCUCGAACAGAAUGAGAAAACAUUGAUGCAUGCAAUCGACGACCUGGCGGAAAAGGAGAGAAGACUGGCCGAGCUGAGCAUCACCAAAGAUGCCGAGCUUCAUAAUUUGAAAAUGCAGAUUCGCGAAAAGGAGGCGCGUCUAGAAGAACUCUUGGCGUUAUCUGCUGAAGAGGAGAAACAAUUAGACGAGCUAAAGUAUACAUUGGCGGCCAGGGAGACAGAUGUGAAUAGGCUGAAGGAAUUGUUAGAGCAGAAGGUAUCAGAGUACGAACUGAUACAGCAUGCUUUAAAAAAAGACGUGUCUAUCAUCGAGGCUGCGGCAUCGAAGAGUUCGGAAACUGUUGGAAUGGUUGACAACAAAGAGACUACUUCUAACGAGUUGGAUCUCGCAUUAUACAUGCUUCAUCAAAGAGACGUCAGAUGUGAAGAGUUGACUCACGAACUAAUGCAAUUGCUUGAAGAGCGUGAUACGUUACAACUGCGAUUGUCCAAUGCAAUUCGAGUAAACGAAGAAUUGAGGAGGGUAGGUAGCGCCGAAGCGAGCCCAACAAAAGACUUAUCAUCGGCCUCACAAGUGAUUGAACCUGUCGUGGAACAACCUUCACCUUCGAAGUCCGAGGGACCAGUUGAGAUCGCGAAAGAAGCCAUCGAUAUUCCGAUCGAGGACAAGGAAGCUCUUGCAUUGAAAUUGUCGCAGUUGCAUUCAGUCAGUCAUACGAAGGACGUGCGAUUAAAGGACGAACGGGAGUUAAGGCAUACACAACAAAUGUCUUUGUUAGCGCACAGAGACGUUUUAAGUACAUUGCCGCCUGAAGCAGCUGCGAGGCUGGUCAACGCUAAUUACACACUCUCUCGAGAUGUUCAGAGCCAGUCGAGUGUGCUUUUGAAUUGGUUGUGGGGCAAGAGCACGCCGAAGGUGGUGCACAUGUGAUGAACGAAUAGCGGGAGUCAAACGGCCAUCGUUUUUGCCUUCUGAAGACAUUCCUGCCAAGUGCCAACUGCCAAGACUUAUUUCUGCAGUUAACUAAUGUGUAAUGGAGCGAUCUGUCGUGUGUAUUUUCCAGACAGAAAUCGUUUAAUUAUAUGCUAACGAUUAUAAGGAACUAUUUUGCAAAAGUAUUGCCUGAUUAUCAGGAAAUAAAUAUUUUUCAAAUUACAGAAUGUACAGAAUGUAGAGGUAGAUAGAUAAUGUUCUUUCUUGGAAAAGUCGCUCCUCUUCGAGAAAGAAAAGAAAAGAAUAUAAGGAGCAGACUUACAUGUAUUAUAAUGUUGUACAGCCGAAUUGCAUGAGAGAUAUAUGAUUGAAUCGAAAAUACUUUAGAUAAUAUAAUAUUUCUGCUUUUUUUUUAUUCGAUGACUAAAUUAUUUAUAGCAAUGUAUAUGCGUCAAAAUUAUAUUGUAAUUCUUUUCUUUUGCGUUUUGCGUGUGUAUUUCUAUCAAAAAGUUGCCGUUUUAUUUCGUCAGUUUUUUUUUUGUUAAUAUUUAAUAAUUAUGUAUUUUCUUUGUGUGAAUUAUCUACGAUUGUGUCUUCCAGCUUAUUGAUGCAAUUAUAAUACUAUUAUUAGUCAUAUAUCGAAGAGAAAGGGAAGCUACACAAGACGAAUCAUAGAUAAUGCAGACGUAAUUCGUGAUAAUUGUAAAUUAUUCAAUCAUUCUAUUUCCAUAAAAUUUUGUACAGAAAAAGAAAAGUGUCAAUGAAUAAAUAAAAUAUGAGAAAGAAAUUAUUUAAAGAAAUUACGAAUUAUAAAAUAUAAUAAUGUUUGAUUGUGCGUGUUGUGUAUCCUUAAAAUUGCAUAAAAUAUUUUGUAAUGAAAUUACGCAUUUAUGGCAUGCAAGUAUGUAUUUUUGGGUGGAGAGAGAGAGAGAGAGAGAGAGAGAGAGAACAGGUCGAGGUUAUCUCUGUACACAGUGGCAUAAAUAUUUAUAUUACCGAAAUUGCAUAUUAUGCGAUAUAAAAUAACAAAAAAAAAAAUAAAAGAUAUGA